AUGACAGAAAUCGCUCAAGACGUCUUACGAUCUUUUAUGUCGAGUGACUAUUUGCUAAUGUUUAUUGAUGAAUACAGCAGUUUUCCUGAUGUCGAGAUAAUCCUGUCAACAUCAGCAAGGUCUAAAUUCUUUGUGCUUCAAAAGGCUUGCCGGAAGUCGACAAGACAUAUAACGACCCUACUUUUCAAGGUCAGUAAUUCCUCGACCAUCCAGUUGUGUUUUCAUUAUAGUAAAACCACAUCACUCUGUCCGGAAGCGAAUGGUGAAGCCGACCGUUUCAUGAAGACAGUGAGAAACUGUUGCCUCAUUUUAUCCACAAAGCAGGUUCACACCCCACAGUGCAACGAAGCUGUUUCUUUUCAAAGUCUUCACAAGAAGGAAGAUGAAUAUCGGUACACUGUGCAUUCCUCAUCCAAAAAAUUCGUUUCUCGUCUCGCAAUACACCGAAAAUCAUGUCCUCAGCAAAAACCAGACGAAGACAAAUGUCGAUCAUAG
Acanthosepion pharaonis is the source of this 495-nucleotide messenger RNA. Lineage: Eukaryota; Metazoa; Mollusca; Cephalopoda; Sepiida; Sepiidae. The record is from the annotation of a GenBank genome assembly.